Ixodes scapularis (black-legged tick) is the source of this 486-nucleotide messenger RNA. RefSeq lists its product as uncharacterized. Gene Ontology annotation, biological process: symbiont-mediated perturbation of host defenses. The transcript is spliced from 5 exons. The record is from RefSeq and is a predicted model, not a curated record. Gene Ontology annotation, molecular function: amine binding. The coding region runs from base 1 to 486 and encodes 161 amino acids. NCBI's taxonomy places the organism in Eukaryota, Metazoa, Arthropoda, Arachnida, Ixodida, Ixodidae.
AUGGCAUGGACGAUGAAUGCCGUUUUAUUGUGUCUUGCGUUGACGCUAACUUCAGUCAAGUCUAAUAUUAAGAAAGCUGAAAAGUAUGUAUAUCACGUCUCACAUGCCAUUAGGCUGUUAUUCUUCGAACCCAAGGAGUUUUACGUAGUCGGAGGUACAUUUCGGGAUGACCCUCUAUUGCCGCCAGCCGGUAUGCCUUUCAAGUGUGGAAAAGUAAGGACAAACAAAAUUAUUAAAGGAAGCCACACAAGAGAUACCGUCUUUUCCUUGAAUCGUCAGUCUUGGUCCACGAAAGUUAGCACCAAAUGGUACGAAGCGAAUUAUAACGUGACUUUUGGUCGAUCGAGACGACAUGCGUAUUUUAACUACAUGAAGUUGUACAAUACAUUUGGAAACAAAACAUUUAGAGGAUCGAUGUAUCUCUUGUUGUCAGACUUCUGGUCAUGCGCUCUUUUUUACCAUAGAAAGUCAGAUAAAGCUAAAUGA